Diaporthe batatas is the source of this 3845-nucleotide messenger RNA. RefSeq lists its product as uncharacterized. Gene Ontology annotation, biological process: mitotic spindle organization; microtubule-based movement. NCBI's taxonomy places the organism in Eukaryota, Fungi, Ascomycota, Sordariomycetes, Diaporthales, Diaporthaceae. Gene Ontology annotation, molecular function: ATP binding; microtubule binding; microtubule motor activity. The transcript has 3 exons. The coding region runs from base 495 to 3260 and encodes 921 amino acids. The record is from RefSeq and is a predicted model, not a curated record.
GAACGACUGAAAUUCGUGCCAGCCACCUGCAGCUCAUGCACGCUAAGCGCGUCACUGACCAGUGGAGGGGGAAUGGGGGACCGCUCCUCCAACAAACAACAGAUUCAGAUUCCCCAAAGGCUGCCCCUUGUUUUUUUGUUGUCCCCCCCUGGACUGACACGCAACGUCACUUGUCUUGACGAGGCUGCUACUGCCGCUGGUACUUGGACUGUUGGCCUGGCCUGAUUGACACAGCCGCUGUUGUGUGUCGGGUCUCGACAAAGCAGCACUCACCGACCCCUCGCUUUUGCUUGCCUUCCAAACCUUGCAGAUUCCCCCACUAUUAUUGCUCGAUUGAGGGAGUCUCACCGACCGACGGCAGGGCCGCCAACUUGGCCACUUCUACUCCCACUCCCGCUCCCGCACACCCUCUGCUCCCACCUGCGGCCUGCCGCAUCGUCUUGGUUGAUGAGAUAGAUCAUAGCCAUUUCGAGCGCACCAUCUCAAGCGCCACAAUGUCGAGUGGGAACACCAUUAAGGUCGUGGCCCGGUUCCGGCCCCAGAACCGGAUCGAGAACGAGUCGGGCGGCCAGCCCAUUGUCAAGUUCGAAGGCGAUGACAGUCUCACGGUUGAUUCCAGGGAGGCCCAAGGCUCCUUCACCUUUGACCGCGUCUUCAACAUGCAAUGCAAGCAAUCUGACAUCUUCGACUACUCGAUCCGCCCAACUGUCGACGAUCUCCUGAACGGUUACAAUGGGACAGUCUUCGCUUAUGGUCAGACCGGUGCUGGAAAGUCCUAUACCAUGAUGGGCUCGAGCAUCGACGACGAAGAAGGCCGGGGUGUCAUUCCGCGUAUCGUCGAGCAGAUCUUCGCGAGCAUCAUGUCCAGCCCUAGCACGAUAGAAUACACAGUCCGGGUCAGCUACAUGGAAAUCUACAUGGAGCGAAUCCGUGAUCUCAUGGCGCCUCAAAACGACAACCUCCCCGUGCACGAGGAGAAGAACAGGGGCGUCUACGUUAAGGGCCUUCUAGAGAUUUAUGUUUCAAGCGUACAGGAAGUGUUCGAGGUCAUGCGAAGGGGUGGCAACGCACGAGCUGUCGCUGCAACCAACAUGAACCAGGAAUCAUCCAGGUCGCACUCCAUCUUCGUCAUCACCGUCACGCAGAAAAACGUCGAGACCGGAUCGGCAAAGAGUGGCCAGCUCUUCUUGGUGGACUUGGCUGGUAGCGAGAAGGUCGGCAAGACUGGAGCCAGCGGGCAGACGCUAGAAGAGGCGAAGAAGAUCAACAAGAGUUUGAGCGCGCUGGGAAUGGUCAUCAACUCGCUGACGGACGGCAAAUCAUCGCACGUGCCAUACCGUGAUUCCAAGCUCACCCGAAUCCUGCAGGAGUCUCUAGGUGGUAACAGUCGGACCACUCUGAUCAUCAACUGUUCGCCUAGUAGUUACAACGAUGCCGAGACUCUCAGCACCCUGCGCUUCGGUAUGCGAGCCAAGUCGAUCAAGAACAAGGCCAAGGUCAAUGCUGAGCUGAGCCCCUUGGAGUUGAAGCAACUCCUUGGAAAGGCCAAGACCCAGAUCACGACAUUCGAGAAUUACAUUGUGAGCCUGGAAGGCGAGGUCCAACAAUGGCGAGCAGGCGAACAGGUUCCCAAGGAGAAGUGGGUGCCCUCGUUGUCCGCGGAUGGCGCAACCAAGUCGCUGCCUGCCAGACCCUCCACGCCAUCUAGACUCCUGCCAGAAAGUCGAGCGGAAACCCCGGCCGCGUCGGAACGGGCCGGAACACCGUCAAUUCCCAUGGACAAGGACGAGCGCGAGGAGUUCCUGCGCCGGGAGAACGAGCUUCAAGACCAGCUCUCCGAGAAGGAAUCGCUAGCUGUCACGGCCGAGAAGGCACUACGUGAGGCUAAGGAGGAGCUGGGACUUCUCAAGGAGCACGACAGCAAGGUCAGCAAGGACAACGACAAGUUGAACAGCGAAGUGAAUGAGGUCAAGAUGCAACUAGAGAGGCUUAGUUUCGAAGGCAAGGAGGCUCAGAUCACCAUGGAUGCCCUCAAGGAAGCCAACUCUGAGCUCACCGCUGAGCUUGACGAAGUUAAACAGCAGCUGAUGGACGCCAAGAUGGGAGCAAAGGAGAGCGGCGCUAUUCUCGAUGAGAAGGAGAAGAAGAAGGCAGAGAAGAUGGCCCAGAUGAUGGCUGGCUUCGAUCUAGGCAGCGACGUCUUCAGCGACAACGAGCAGUCGAUCGCCGAGGCCAUCAAGCAACUCGAUCGGUUCCAAGAGAUCAGCAACGGGGGCGACACAAUCCCCGCAGAGGAUCUUAAGGCUCUCCGAGAAAAGCUUGUUGCGACGCAAGGUAUCGUGCGACAAGCCGAGCUUUCGCUCUACAGCUCGUCGCCAAGCAGCUCCGAUGCUAAGCGACGUGCCGAGCUCGAGGCCCGCCUUGACAGUCUUCAGCAAGAAUAUGAGGACUUGCUGGCUCGCAACCUCGGCGAGACCGACGCCGAGGAGGUCAAGGCCAGGCUUGAGCAGGCUUACGCCUCCAAGCAGGGUACUCAGAUGGAGCUCGUUGAUGAGCUCAAGGGCGAGAUCAGCAAGACGGCCAACGAGAAUGAGCGCUUGAGGGUUCUGAUUGAGGAUCUUCAGCGGCAGGUCAAGGCCGGCACCGCGGCGCCGAUGGACAACGGAAAGACCGUUGCGCAGCAAAUGGCCGAGUUCGACGUCAUGAAAAAGUCGCUGAUGCGCGACCUCCAGAACAGGUGCGAGCGUGUCGUCGAGCUCGAGAUCUCCCUGGACGAGACACGGGAGCAGUACAACAAUGUGCUGCGGUCGUCCAAUAACCGCGCGCAGCAGAAGAAGAUGGCGUUCCUGGAGCGCAACUUGGAGCAGCUGACGCAGGUGCAGCGGCAGCUUGUCGAGCAGAACUCGAGCCUGAAGAAGGAAGUCGCCAUCGCGGAGAGGAAACUGAUCGCCAGGAAUGAGCGUAUCCAGAGUUUGGAGAGUCUCCUUCAGGAUAGCCAGGAGAAGAUGGCACAGGCCAACCACAAGUUUGAGGUCCAGCUUGCCUCCGUCAAGGAGCGCCUUGAGGCGGCCAAGGCAGGCAGCACUCGCGGCCUGAACUCGCCCACUGGUCCGGGAGGAUUCAGCUUCGCCGGCGCCGGGAGCAGAAUCGCCAAGCCACUGCGUGGCGGCGGCGGAGACGCCCCUGCCGCCAACCCUACCAUCCAGAACCUCCAGGACAACGCCAACAAGCGGUCGAGCUGGUUCUUCCAGAAGGGUUAAAACAGCAGGGACGGGUUUUGUCGUUACUGGUACAAGAACGAAUAUUUAGAAGAAACGACAUCAACGAAGAGCCUGGGCGGGAUACAGGUAUCUCCCCCCAGCCCAUGAGUCAGCCAGGAGGAUACAAACAAAGAACUAUACCCCUCUCCAGAAUGCUUGUUGCCUUUUCCCUUUGUCUAGUAUAACACCUUACACGAGUCAGCCAUUCAUAGAGGAAGAAGAUCAGACGUGGAGUUUUGUCGUGCUGUUCUGUUGGGAAACCAAAGUGGUUCGCUUGGAAUAACCCGACUACUGCAGGGUAAGUGAUUCACACCUGGGAGGCCCGCCUUGCGGUUGGUCUGGUCUGUCCGGCCGUCCGACCUGGACGUGGUGGUUGUAUGAAAGGGGGAUAUCAGGACAAUGUAGGGGAUCGUGUCGACCGCCAAGUAUUAUUUGCCGUUGGGUCUGCAUCGCAAGGAGCGAAAUCCAUCCUUUAGCGUCUACUAUGUAUGUAUUUUCACGUGCUCACGUGUAAUAUCAUGACAGGUCGGAACGCACAUUGAGGGUUAGAGGGAAGGCAAAUUUCUCAACGGUUCUUGUGUGAAA